Jatropha curcas is the source of this 1090-nucleotide messenger RNA. RefSeq names its product aquaporin SIP1-1. Gene Ontology annotation, cellular component: membrane. Gene Ontology annotation, biological process: transmembrane transport. NCBI's taxonomy places the organism in Eukaryota, Viridiplantae, Streptophyta, Magnoliopsida, Malpighiales, Euphorbiaceae. The record is from RefSeq and is a predicted model, not a curated record. Gene Ontology annotation, molecular function: water channel activity.
CUUGCUAUGCAAAAGAGGACAACGAAAGGGAUCUUUAGAAUCUCUUUUCUACGCUUUACAUCGCUAAACGACAUAAUCCUCACUUGGCCUUCACUUUUCUUGUUUUUAUCUUCAGUUUCAAACCUGCAAGCGGACUUGCAGAUAUGAGUUUAAUCAAAGCAGCCAUGGCAGAUUCAAUUUUAACCACCAUGUGGGUCUUUAGCCUGCCAUUUCUCGGCAUUUUCACUUCCAUUAUAGCAUCAAAUAUAGGCGUUGAACCCAAAUCAAUACCAGCCCUUUUCAUAGCUAUAAAUAUUGCCACUCCUUUUGUUCUAAUUUUCAGCCUGAUCGGCGCCGCGUUAGGAGGUGCCAGUUUCAACCCAACAACCACCGUAUCAUUAUAUGCCGCGGGGCUUAAGCCAGAUGUGUCUUUAAUAUCCAUGGCGAUCCGGUUUCCUGCUCAGGCGGCUGGUGGAGUUUUUGGAGCCAAAGCAAUUUUGCAAUUUAUGCCAAUAAAAUAUAAAAAUUUCCUGAAGGGUCCUUCUUUGAAAGUGGAUUUGCAUACAGGUGCAACUGCAGAAGGGGUUUUGAGUUUUGUGUUUUGCCUUUUUUUGCUUAUUGUUUUGGUUAAAGGGCCCAAGAAUUUUUUGGUCAAGGUCUGGUUGCUGGCGGUGGCGACGGUGGGUUUGGUGGUUACCGGCGGGAAAUAUACAGGGCCUUCCUUAAACCCUGCUAAUGCUUAUGGAUGGGCUUAUAUGAACAAUUGGCAUAAUAGUUGGGAGUUGUUUUAUGUGUAUUGGAUUUGCCCUUUGAUUGGAGCAACUUUGGCUGCUUGGGUUUUCCGUUUACUAUUUAGCUUUAGCCCUCCUGUUGUCAAGCCUAAGCAAGCUUGAAAAGAAGGGCAUAUUAAUGAUAGUGAUAGCUCUCUCUCUCCUCUCUCUCUCUCUCUUUUUCCACACAGCACCAAAUCAAACCGUGCUCAUCCCUGUACGUUAGCAUUCAAAUGUUGCUGGAAAUGUAUCCUCUUAGGUGCAUUUCAACAAAACACAAUAUGUGCAAUCAAAUAAAGCCUAUAAUCAUCACUUAACACUUGCGAUACUUUUGCUACCAA